GAGUAUCAGUUAAAGUAACGCUACAACGACGGACAAGGGAGCUUCUGUACCUCUCAUGCAUCUGGUGAAACAUUUGAUUCAAAACACGAGCUGUCAAACACAAAUGCACAUAAAUGCAAUAAUCCACGGCGACACAAGCAAAACCGACGACCCUAAGGGACAGGACACCGUAAGCCCAAGCUGUGAUCUUCUGACGCGUUUCCAAAGGUUACUAUUCUGCGAGGCGAUGUGGUGUCGCGGCGGGCGCGGCACGCGCGCCGGCGUGCGCGCGCUGCUCGCGCACUACGCGCAGCUGCUCGCCGACCACGUGCACUCCACGCUCGGCGCCUUCUGCCGCGCGCUGCACCGGGCGGACGACGCGCAGCUCGUGACGCUCUGUGAUCUUAUAGCUACGGAUAUUGUUGGUCGUGUAAUAAGCGAGCUGAGCGCGUGGGUGUGCGCGUGCUCGGCGCGGUCCCCGAACGCGCUGGCGGAGUGCACGACCGCGCUGGUGCGCGUGGCGCGCGCCUGCGACGAGGCGGCGCGCGCGCUGCCUUCCGCCGCCCGGCUCGACGCGGACAUGCUGGGCUGGCCUGGACUCGUCUCCAAACGGAACCAACUGAACAACACUGUCAUACGCAAAUGCGAUCUUCAAAAUCAUACAAAAGAAGGCGGUUCCUGGAUUAUAAUAGCUGGUUACGUUUUUGACGUCGAACAUUUCGAGUGUGACGACGCGACAACCACGGAGCUGGUGCGCAAAAUGCGAGGCUGUGACGCGACGGUCGCUCUGAGCGUGGCGCCGCACGCCGCGUACAUGUCGCGGCUCACCGAGAAGUGCGUCGGGAUGUACGCCGAUCAGAUAUAUAGCCACAAGUGUAAAGAGAGUAUAUCUAGUCUACGUGCGUACCACAUAUUGUCAUCAAGCGCGUUCCAAUUGGCGUUAGGGUUGUCGCAAUGUGGCACCCGACUUGCGCGCUCACUCCUGUGCAACAAGCGGAGAAAGACGCCGCGCCCUACGCAGCUGCUGUGUUCUUACGAGGGGGAUUACAGGUAUUGUAUAGAGACACAAUUAACGAACCCAUUCGAGGAGGAGAAGGCCGAGGCUCGCAGCGGGUCCUCGACAGGCGGUAACAGUCCUGCGAGCGAGGCUCCGCUGCAGCCGUCGCGUGCAACCCGCGCCCCUCGCGCGCCGCCCCGACACGCCACCGCGCAUGCGCGUGCCGAUGCGCUGCUGCACGCGCUCGCAGAGCCCAAGUUGCACGAUCCCCUAGCGUUGCAUUUGUGGUGGGCAUGCGAGCGACGUGAGGGAUGCGCCCCUCACUUUCCACCGGAGCAUCCUCUAGAAGAACUGAGAAGGGCGUUACUAGCAGCUCUAUUGUAUCACGCGGGGUUGAAGGAACACGCCCUAGCCACCGCCACUGCUGGCAAUUUCGAAACGACCAAAGACUUACGCAACAGGCAAAACAGUCUCAGCAAAAGCAUGCUCAAAGCGACAGGAAGCCUUCUGCAGGGUGAUGCGCUUCUUAUCAAGUCAUCCAUCGCCAAUACAUCCAGCAAGACACCGGAAGACAUCACGCCCAGUAUUGUGAUCGAACCAUCUAGAGGACAGAUAGAUGGCUCCGGCGACCCCAGAGAGCUGCAGAUUAAACUGAAACUGAAAACCAAAGAUAAACCGUUAGACAAAGACUUAAAAAACGCUUCGAAUUAUGACGACAUGCGGAACGAAGGGCGCGCAGAGAGAGUUAUGGAAAGGGAUGAUAUAGACAAGGAGAAUGACGAUAAAACUCCUACGAACGAGAUAUCGAUUAGCUCGAUAAACGAUAUGACUGACAACUCGAUAUUGAAAGAAUCGAUGGAGUGA
This is a messenger RNA of Manduca sexta (tobacco hornworm), 1840 nucleotides long. Its product is annotated as probable E3 ubiquitin-protein ligase HERC2. The record is from RefSeq and is a predicted model, not a curated record. Bases 56 to 1840 code for a protein of 594 amino acids. The transcript is spliced from 9 exons. Lineage: Eukaryota; Metazoa; Arthropoda; Insecta; Lepidoptera; Sphingidae.